GAAAGAAAGAAAGAAAAUAAAAAUAAAAAGCAGACAGUAUCCUAAAGUUAAGUGGAUAAGAAAAUGCUACCUCUUCCCACCUUAGAGAGGGUACUGACAUGGGCAAAGCAGGUUUAUCAGCAACAUCAUUUCUCAAACCAGACAUUCAGAAUUCAAGAAUACAAGAACCCAAACCAAAACUGGUAGGGAUGCCCUGGAACAUGAGAACAAAGGGUCAGAAGUUGGUGGGGAGAGAGCAGUCCCAGCAGAGGCCCCCAGCUGUGCACAGAGCUGCUGCUUGCUCAAUGUCAUUCAGAGAAAAGGUCAUUUAUUCAAGUGAACCUUAGUACCAACUACAGUGGCUAAUAUUUUCUGAGGAUCAUAUGCCAAACAAAGAUGGUACAGAGGGCAUUCCCCUGCCUCAUUAACAAGUUUGUGAGUAAACAUUACUAUUCUGGAUUUAUAGAUGAGGAAACAGGACAAGAGAAGUAACUUGCCUGAGGUCACAUAGCUAGUAAGUUGAGUCAAGAUCUGAAUUCAAGUAGUUUGUCACUAUAGGGUAGAGCCAUCAUGGCUUCCAGAACCUGUAGGUACCUCAAAGGAGGAUAUCAAAGGACAAAUUCUUUCUUCAUUCCAUCAUGAGGAAAGAAGGUACCCCUGUGAAACUGAGGACACUUAGAGAUGCUCCUUUUUGAAGGUGGGGGGGAGGGGCAGAGACAACCCAAGGGAUGAGACAAUGGAUAGUUCAUCUCUGGGAUAUCUGAGAAAAAAAAAAAUGACCCUCCCACCCCCAUCUCUGAAGUAUCUGAUGCAUCUCAGAUGUAUCAGGGAAACUUUGCACUCUACUACAGAUGCCUGCUCCUCGCUCUCCUGGAGCUUCUGGCCGCUGCACCCUGUUGCAACUCCUUGGUUUGGCUAGGGCACAGGAUUAGCCAUCCCCAGGAAAUGCCUCCCUCCGGUCCAGGCAGGGAUCCCAGCACACAACACUAGUGGUGGUAGUGAGGGACUGGGGGGGGGGGGGGGGGGGCAGGGGAAGGAGGGUUUGGUGGAAUGCUUCCUCUUUCCAGGUCAAGGAGAAGCUCUGGGGACCACCUGGGGCCUCACCCCUCCCACCUCCUUGCUGGGGAAGUGCCCAGUCCAGCACCCCUUCCACAGGCACCUCCCUCCCCUCCCGGCUCUUGCAGUGCUGGGCAUGAAUCAGCUCUCACAGCUUGUUAAAAAGCUGGACCUCUUGUUUUCAUGCCCUCACCUCAGGAAACAGAGUUGUAGGGCUUCCAGCUCUACUCAGCAGGGGGCCAGGGUCCUCACUUUAUAAACAUCCCCAGCCUAUGAGAGCAGAGGGGCAUAGAGAUGGUGUGAGACAGAAGGCCAGAGGGGGAGAGAAAGAAAGAGACACUAACAACUCAAGGAGCAAAGAAAAGCCAAGGGGACAAGUCCAGAAUACAAGAACAGAGCAGCAGCAGCAGCAGCGGAAGAAGCCAAGAAGAAUCUGACAGGGCUGAAGACAAUGGCCCUAAGGAUGCUCUGGGCUGGACAGGCCAAGGGGAUCCUGGGAGGCUGGGGGAUCAUCUGCUUGGUGGUGUCUCUGCUUCUUCAGCAUCCAGGAGUCCACAGCAAGUGUUUCUUCCAAGCUCAAGCCCCCUGUCACUAUGAGGGGAAAUACUUCACCCUGGGUGAGUCCUGGCUCCGCAAGGACUGCUUCCAUUGCACCUGUCUGCAUCCUGUUGGUGUGGGCUGCUGUGACACGUCUCAGCAUCCCAUUGACUUUCCUGCUGGGUGUGAGGUGCGUCAGGAGGCAGGAACCUGCCACUUCUCCCUGGUGCAGAAAUCUGACCCUCAGCUGCCCUGCAAGGGGGGAGGGCCCGACCUAGAGUGGGGCUCAGCCAACACCCCUGUUCCUGGAGCUCCUGCUUCCCACUCUAGCUAA
Messenger RNA from Dipodomys spectabilis (banner-tailed kangaroo rat), 1906 nucleotides. RefSeq names its product microseminoprotein, prostate associated (gene Msmp). Bases 1487 to 1906 code for a protein of 139 amino acids. NCBI's taxonomy places the organism in Eukaryota, Metazoa, Chordata, Mammalia, Rodentia, Heteromyidae. The transcript has 3 exons. The record is from RefSeq and is a predicted model, not a curated record.